Messenger RNA from Paramecium octaurelia, 264 nucleotides. The record is from the annotation of a GenBank genome assembly. NCBI's taxonomy places the organism in Eukaryota, Ciliophora, Oligohymenophorea, Peniculida, Parameciidae.
AUGCAAACCUAUUACAAAUUGGCAUUUUAAACUCUCAAAAAUUUUUACGAUCUCAAACUCAUCAGUGAGGUAGAGAAAACACAAAUGAAGGAGUUAAUCCUUAAUUAGAAUGUACAUUCUGAUGUGGAAAUGAAUUUGGACUAAAUUUCUAAGUUCAUUCUAUAAAAAAUUAAAAAGUUGAGACAAUCCGAUAAGAGAAUAGAUAUCAAAUAAGAUAGCUUAAUAUCCAUCGAGGAGGAAACAGAUGAAGACGACUUUCGAUGA